AUGGAUAUUAUCUAUCUAUCUAUCUAUCUAUCUAUCUAUCUAUCUAUCUCAGUCUUUUCAUAUCUAUCUAUCUAUCUAUCUAUCUAUCUGAAGUUAUUUAUUGUCUAUUUGGAUAGCUUGAUAGCUAUAUCACUUGAUAGCUAUAUCAAGUUUUUUCUUUAUCUAUCUAUCUAUCUAUCUAUCUUAGUUUAUUCAUUAUCUAUCUAUCUAUCUAUCUAUCUAUCUAUCUAUCUAUCUAUCUAUCUAUCUAUCUAUCUCAUUCUUUUCCCUAUCUAUCUAUCUAUCUAUCUAUCUAUCUAUCUAUCUCAUUCUUUUCCCUAUCUAUCUAUCUAUCUAUCUAUCUAUCUAUCUAUCUAUCUAUCACUCAUCCCUAUCUAUCUAUCUAUCUAUCAUAGUCAGCUGGAAUCUAUCAUUUUACCGAAUAGGAGCGCAGAACAUAUUUGGUUAAUUUCUCUCUCUCUCUCUCUCUCUCUCUCUCUCUCUGGGGAUAAAGCUGGCACAAGGCCACCCCAGAUAUACUUUCCAAAUAAGACCUCUUUCCCCAUUGCUAAUGAGUUCGUCCAUCAAUAUGUUACCUUGGGUCAAAUCGACCUCUAUUCGACAAAUAUAAAAUCUAUCUAUCUAUCUAUCUAUCUAUCUAUCUAUCUAUCUAUUGUGUCUAUUUAG
Molecule: messenger RNA, 666 nt
Organism: Acanthosepion pharaonis
Lineage: Eukaryota; Metazoa; Mollusca; Cephalopoda; Sepiida; Sepiidae
Source: the annotation of a GenBank genome assembly